UUGUGAUGUCAGACGUUUUGACAGACAGAGUUGUGCAGAGAUUGUCAAAACUGAUUAAUCUUGGGAAUAUCCGUGCAGAUGACUUUAGCGUGUACCUGGGAUUCACCAAAGCCGAGGGCAAUGCCGCAGCGAUAGGGGUCAAUCUCACCAUGAAUCAACAUGGCGCAUUCGACAAACUCCUCUCCAAGUAUGUUAUGAAACAUGGACGGAAGAGCGAAAGUGCUCUGCAACUGAGACAGAUCUUUCUAGAGAGUGAAGAAUUGAAGCCCUGCGCUGAUUUCGUCAAAGCAGAAUUAGAGAAGUUUAAAAUUCCUGUCCCGUCAGACGCAUAA
Molecule: messenger RNA, 332 nt
Organism: Strongylocentrotus purpuratus (purple sea urchin)
Lineage: Eukaryota; Metazoa; Echinodermata; Echinoidea; Camarodonta; Strongylocentrotidae
Exons: 2
Coding region: 6-332 (108 amino acids)
Source: RefSeq, a predicted model, not a curated record